Molecule: messenger RNA, 1892 nt
Organism: Schistocerca gregaria
Lineage: Eukaryota; Metazoa; Arthropoda; Insecta; Orthoptera; Acrididae
Product: TELO2-interacting protein 2-like
Exons: 1
Coding region: 100-1464 (454 amino acids)
Cellular component (GO): centrosome; cytosol; nucleoplasm
Source: RefSeq, a predicted model, not a curated record
UGAAAUGUAGACUUAAAGUGUUUGUAAACAAUUUCAUGUUAAGCUGUUGCAAUUGUGCAUACACAAUCUGGUGUAGUGGUAUGUGUACAAUACAUAAAAAUGGAUGACGGGUUAAGUGAAUUAGAAGUGUUAUACUCCAUUGAUGGUGAAUACAUAACGGAUAAUACGUGGGAUGUGGCGGAGAGAGUUGUGAAUUCUUCGUUAUUGCCGAAGUUAGACUCCGGAUUUGAUUUACCACCUCAGAGAAAAGAUUUCGCAAAUCAUGUACCCGUUGUUGCUCGUAAUUUGAAAGCUCUCAAAAAUUUUAUGAGUACAUUGAAGUCAAGUAGUAAUUACGGGACAAAAUGUGCGAAACUUAAAUCGAAUUUCGCUGUUUCUUUGCUAACACUUUGUGGUGAACAUAUUAGUGAGAAUAUAUGGACAAAUCAAGAAACUAAUACCAACAGUCGUGAAAUAAUAUCGUUGCUGUGUCAGAUUUUCGUGUGCGAUAGCAUUGGGGAUCUUCUUGUCGGCGAGAAAUGUUACUCAGACUCGGAAGUUCCAAGAUUGUUCAAACCAGUAUUAACUGCAUUGCGCCCAAAACUUCUCAAAGAUACGUGGAAACACUUCCCAGGGGCUGUUGCGUGCUACUAUUGGCUGUUAUUCCAGGUGCACAGAAAAUAUUUAGGCGAUUAUCUCGGAAUGAUUGUUCCUACAGCGUUAAUUAUGACAGAUGACUUCAUUCCAGAAAAUGCCGUGAGAGGCAUAAAAUGUAUUGCUUAUAUCGCAGAACAUUCUACUAAGGCAGAUUUAUACUGCCAUGCAGAAGUUAUGUAUUCAGCAGUAAAGCAGUCUUUGGUUCACAAGAAUCCACAAGUCGUUAAAAUUGCUGUCCCAUGCCUUCUUAAUUUAUUGGACAAAAUUGAAAGAAACUAUUUGAAAGAUGAAUGUAUCACAGAGUGGUGUAAGUACGACGAAACUUUCGAAAUCAUACUUGAAAAUUUGGAACUGUGGCAAAAAACAGACAUUAGGGAAGCCUACUUAGAAAAUUUACCUUUAUUUCUUGAAAAUAUGCCAUUAAGUCUUGUUAAUUGGUCGUCUCGCCUUUUGGAAUUAUUCAGUAACUAUAUGGAAAUGGGAGGCCAUUCUAGUCCAAGUUUUUUGAAAUAUACUGUGUUGUCUCUUAAGGUUUAUUUACAAAAAGUAUGGCCAAGAAUCCAGCAUCACUGUAACAGGCUGCUGAGGAUGCUUUUUAGAUUCCUCAUAGAUGUGACAGACAUAUUACACAGUCCAGAUGAUACAAAGUUGUCUGUCUGCAAUGUAGCUAUUUAUAAUGAAGCUCUGAAGGAGGCUGAAGAAUGUUUGUUCAUAAUUGGGUAUUGUGCCCCUGAACAAGUGAAGACCACAUGUUCCCUACUGUUGGAAAAAGAUUUAUUCAGUGAAGACUUCCAUAAAGUUAUUCAAAAGAUUGUUACAUCUCUUUAAUCCCUUCUCUUCUGUUAGAAAUAAAUGACAAGUGUAUCUUGAUGUUUCCGUACAAGAGGCAGGCAGAUUGUUUCUGCUAUCCCUUGUGGGGCGUUAACACAGUAAUGCUACAUGAACUGAUCAUCUUCACCCUUUAUUUCUUUAUUGAUCAAACUUGGCAGCUAGAAUACAUACAUCCUUAACAUUUAUGAAUGUUUGGUUUAUGACUUGUGUCUUUUAAGUAUGUAUUUCUAAUGCUAUAUCUGACGUGCCUCACACUACAAUGACUAGCUGUUCUUUUAUACUUGCACUUAUGUAAUGUAUAUUGUAUAUAAAUUGUCUUUAGUGGACUUUACACUGAAACCAUUUGCUGCAGUUGUGAUUUGUCUGUUAAGUAUGUUUUGUUGUAAUAAAUUAAUGAGGUACAUGUGAUUCCUUAAACUUGAAAA